This is a messenger RNA of Rana temporaria (common frog), 3210 nucleotides long. RefSeq names its product chromosome 5 C6orf62 homolog (gene C5H6orf62). The record is from RefSeq and is a predicted model, not a curated record. The coding region runs from base 1367 to 2056 and encodes 229 amino acids. Lineage: Eukaryota; Metazoa; Chordata; Amphibia; Anura; Ranidae. The transcript is spliced from 5 exons.
CGCAGCGGCGGCCAUUUUCUCCUUCUGUGUGCGCUGGCUGUUUUUGUGCUGACAGACAGGCAGGGGCCGGUGUGGUGGUUAGUUAGUCUGGCUGGGUGCCUAGACUUCCUACCCCGCGAAGCGGCACGGAGACGGGCUAGGGGUCCCUUGUAGCUGAGUUCGGCGUUUCCUGAGAAGUGCGUAGUACCGAGGCCUUCGCCUGCUCCUCCCUCCCUUCCUCUUCUUUCUCCUCCUCGCCGCCUCCUUCCCCUGUCACAGCACGACCCCCCGCUCCGGACUAUGGGUGGGUCGGGGUGCAGUAGGGUGCUUAGCCCGAUGAGCGGCGCAGCUCACAUCCAGAGGGGUCCGUUGGGGUCCCUGGUGUUUUCUUGACAUGGAUCUUCCCGGAGUUGUCACCCUUACAAGCUUCCCCCCGCAUAAACAGCUGAUCCGGCGCCCUGACAUCUGCACUCAGCCUCCUGCGGACACCUUAUUGUUGUUAGACAUGACCGGCUAGGACACCCCUCCCUUCCCCCUCUCACCCCCCGAUCACAAUCUCUCUAUCUGUGCGAUGAUCUCCUCCACCCCCUAUCGCUGACCCUCUGAUCGCACAUUGUAGCAGAGUAGAUAGGUCCCCCCCCUCCCCAUACAGAAUAAUUGUCCCAGCCCGAGUCAUCAUGGUGUCCCUCCUCAGGGGGUGUCAGCUGGUCGCACACAUGGGCUCCCUCGGUGCCCUGAUAAUGCCCAGAAUUGUGGGGCCUCUCGACCUGUGCUGUGAACACCCCACCCCCACUUGUUACACCGAUAUAUAAUCUAUUUUUGCACUGUAGAGGUAAUAGGAAGAUAAAAGGGGGGGUCGCUUGAAGUCCAGAUCUGUCAUCAGCGUAGAGAAUGCAGCCUUCCAGCUGGCCUAUCUGUCCCUUACACCCCCUUCUCUGGUGAGCCAGGAGGCAUCAAUAACAUGCCUAGGCAGGAUGGCCUUUGAUUUUAUGGUACAGGCUGAUAGCAGGAACAUCUUCAUUUCUUCACUGUCAUCACACCCCUAGCAUUUGUUUUUUUGUUUGUUUUUUUAUACCAGAUGUGUUUUUGGUUCACGUUUUCUGUGUAUAUGAUGCCUAUUUUAGUUUCAUCAGAAAACAGCACUUUGUGUCCUAGUUGUCCAGCCUUUGAGUCCCUCCACCCCGAUAGUAGGACAGGCCCGUCACACGUUGCCUAACUAGAGAUUUGGGUUGCACUGACCUGUUGGAAGUCAUUGAAAGCAAAAUAAGGGUAUCAUGGCUUGUUUCUGUUGAACUGGUGUCCGACCCACCCGCAAUCGCUGAUAAGUGUCUUUAGGCGUUUAGCACCAGCUAUAAAAAAAACAAAAAAACAUAAAAUAAAAUCGACCAUGGGGGACCCCAACUCUCGCAAGAAGCAGGCUCUGAACAGGCUGCGCUCCCAGCUAAGGAAGAAGAAAGAGUCUCUGGCUGACCAGUUUGACUUCAAGAUGUAUGUCGCCUUUGUGUUCAAAGACAAGAAAAAGAAGUCGGCUCUGUUCGAAGUGGCUGAUGUUAUACCAGUUAUGACUAACAAUUAUGAAGAAAAUAUACUGAAAGGUGUGCGGGAUUCCAGCUAUUCCUUGGAAAGUUCCCUUGAGCUUCUGCAGAGGGAUGUUGUACAGCUUCAUGCACCUCGAUAUCAGUCCAUGCGGAGGGAUGUAAUUGGGUGUACUCAAGAGAUGGACUUUAUUCUUUGGCCUCGGAAUGAUAUAGAGAAGAUUGUUUGUCUUCUUUUUUCAAGAUGGAAGGGAUCUGAUGAGCCCUUUCGGCCUGUUUUGGCCAAGUUUGAAUUUCAUCAUGGUGAUUAUGAAAAACAUCUUCUGCAUGUACUGAGCCGGAAGGACAAGACUGGAAUUGUUGUGAACAAUCCUACCCAGUCAGUGUUCCUCUUCAUCGACAGACAGCACUUGCAGACUCCUAAAAGCAAAGCCACGAUCUUCAAGUUAUGCAGCAUCUGCCUCUACCUGCCACAGGAACAGCUCACCCAUUGGGCCGUUGGCACUGUUGAGGAUCAUCUCCGCCCUUACAUGCCCGAGUAAGGGUUGUGACCAGUCAAACUGGGAAGAUCAGAUCUUGGCGGCAAUUUUUUUUAUUUUUUUUUUAUCAUUAUUAUUUUACUUCUCCAGAUUCCAGAAGAAUAUGGACUCGCACUCAGAAAACGUGUAUGUUGUGAACCUUCAUGCUGGAUUUUUCUUUCUUCAUAAUUUUUGUAUCUGGACUUUUUUUUUUUUUUUUUUUUUCAUUUUUGAUUUAUUGUGCAUGGACCUUGUGAAAAAGAGGAUGUUCUGAAACAUCUUUGCUUUAGCCUCAUAAAAUGUGAAUUGAUGAUGGGACUUUGGCACACUGAAUCAAAUGUAUCAGAAAGCACAAGGUAUUAUUUGUUUUGGUGGUCUUCCCAUUUGCACUGGUCAUAUCCCCUAAAGUUUAGAGAGUUAGACUACAGUAUUGAGGGUGAAACAUGAAUGUAACAGGCAUAGAAGCUACACUGCUUUACUCACUAUGAAAGCACUGUCUGAAUCGCUUCAGUGAAGCAAGGAUUUGAUGCAGUUAAGUGAAGGCAUGUUCUGAGAAAGAUAGAUAUAUAUGUACAGAAAUCCUGAUUAUUCAGCAUUUGCUUUCAUAUCUUGGUUCCUUUUACAGGGAUGAGACAGAGUGUACAGGCACUUAAAAAUCUGAUCUGUUCUUGCAGUUGCUGCAUACCUCUCGGCAUUUCCCACUGUGGGUGCAUUUACAAUAAUAUAGCCUAGCAGUCUGCAGUAGCUAUAUUACAUAGGAGUACUCGAGCACUGUGGAAACCAUAUGUUUCUGGAUGGAGGAUUUGAGACAUGAGCCUGCUGGUGAUUUGUGCGUUUAUUACUUUUCUAAAAUAAAGUAAUACUUUUAUAACGGGAAACCUAUGGUGGGUUCUGAAAACUUUAGUUUUCUAAAGCAGUUGCAAACUGUGUAAAAAGGAAAGCCGAUGUGUGCUAAGUUGGAUCAGAGGAUAAUUUUAUUUUGUGCAAUGAAAAUAAGGUUGACUACUGUAUUGUUUAGAGAGAAGGCUCUGCUAAAAGGUUUCAGUACCUUUUUGAUUAAACUUGUAUAGGCCUGCUCCCUUUGCCUAAUACUAGUGCUUACCUGGUUUAAAUUUGUAUCUAGCUUUUGUUUGAAAUUGGAUUACAUUGAAAAUUAAAUAAAAUGAGGUAAUUCUAAA